AUUUCUCCAAUUUCAUUUUCUUUCCGGAUUGCUUGCCUCAAUUCCCUGUUUCGGUUCUUUCAAAACUAUUUCAGAAAAUUUAGCAACUCUAAAUGCGUUCAUUCCCAAUUCUUCGAUUAGAUUAUCUCAAUCCGAUUUUCUUUCGAGCUUUUGACCUAUUCUGCUAUGGAAUAUUGGAACAGGGGAUUAGUUUUUAGUUCUGAAUUUUGUAUUUAAUAUCUUCUCAAAUAGAGGGGGAAAAGAAGAGGAACGAUCAAAUGGCUGCUGGAGGGCCUAAUUCUGGGCAGCCACAGUUCUUUUCUAGGGCUGGAGAUGAGAGUUUUUCGCACGCGCCAUUGAUCGAGAACACAGAAACUGAUCAGAUUGUUGUUCCUGAUAAAAAAAGCUGGAAGAACCUUUUUGCAUACAUGGGCCCGGGAUUUCUUGUUUCUAUUGCUUAUAUUGAUCCUGGAAAUUUUGAAACUGAUCUACAAUCUGGAGCACAGUACAAGUAUGAGUUGCUUUGGAUCAUAUUACUGGCUUCUUGCGCCGCCCUUGUCAUACAAUCUUUAGCAGCAAAUCUAGGAGUUGUCACAGGAAAACAUUUAGCAGAGCACUGUAAAGCUGAGUACCCCAAGGUGCAAAAUUUCAUCCUAUGGAUCCUUGCUGAAAUUGCAAUUGUUGCAUGUGAUAUUCCCGAAGUUAUAGGAACCGCUUUUGCAUUGAAUAUGCUCUUCAGCAUUCCUAUUUGGUGCGGGGUUCUUCUGACAGGGCUUAGUACACUACUCCUCCUUGCGCUGCAGCAAUAUGGGAUUAGAAAGCUCGAAUUCUUGAUUGCAUUUCUUGUAUUGACAAUUGCAAUUUGCUUCUUUCUGGAGUUGGGCUACGCACAGCCCGAUGUCGGAGAAAUUUUUUAUGGGUUAUUUGUCCCUCAAUUAAAAGGAAGUGGUGCUACUGGUCUUGCAAUUUCACUUCUUGGUGCUAUGGUUAUGCCACACAAUCUCUUUCUUCACUCUGCACUGGUGCUCUCUAGGAAAAUACCCCGAUCCGUUCCUGGCAUCAAGGAAGCUUGCAGAUUUUAUAUGAUAGAGAGUGGCUUUGCUCUUUUGGUGGCUUUCUUCAUUAACGUGGCCGUCAUUUCAGUUAGUGGCGCGGUUUGCAAUUCCCCAGAUCUAAAUAAGGAGGACCAAAUGAGCUGCAGUGACUUGGACUUGAAUGAAGCUUCAUUUUUAUUGAGAAAUGUAUUGGGUAAAUGGAGUUCCAAACUUUUUGCCAUUGCUUUGUUAGCAUCUGGUCAGAGUUCUACCAUAACAGGAACCUAUGCAGGACAGUAUGUCAUGCAGGGGUUUCUCGAUUUGAAACUGAUGCCAUGGAUCCGAAACUUUUUAACGCGAAGCUUAGCGAUUGUUCCUAGUUUGAUUGUUGCAAUCAUUGGUGGGCCUUCUGGGGCUGGGAAGUUGAUCAUUAUCUCAUCGAUGAUUUUGUCGUUUGAACUCCCUUUUGCUCUCAUUCCCCUUUUGAAGUUUACGAGCAGCAAGACGAAGAUGGGUCCACAUGUCAACUCCCUCGCGAUUACGAUACUGACAUGGAUCAUCGGUUUCCUCAUCAUGGCUAUAAAUAUAUACUACCUCAUAACCCGUUUCGUCCACGUGCUUAUUCACAGUGAUCUCCAACUCGCAGCAGUCAUCUUUAUAGGGAUACUAGGAUUUUCAGGCAUGGCAUUAUAUUUAGCUGGAAUUGCUUAUCUGGUUUUGAGAAAGACCAAGAAGAUCACUCAUCUCUUGGCACCAACAACAGAAGAAAGUGAGCGAUUGAGCAUCGAGCCGAGCAAGACAUCAGCAUAUAACCUCCCGAGCGAAGAAACAGUAAGCAUGCAAUUGCCUCAGAGAAUUAGAACAACCAAUGAUGUAAACUGACAAAUUAUAGAUAAAAAAAAACUUCAGCCACAGAAGGAAGGAAGGCAGAUCCUUUGGAUGGAUGCUGGUUUCAUUUGUUUUGGACAUAGAACAGACAGGUGAAACUCAGAAGCACGGCAACUGGAAAGGUGAAAAGUUAAAUCAGCUUAACCCAACUCUACCUUCAAUACUGCCUUGCUAGCCAAGUUAACUGCUUGAGCUUUCUAGGGUUCUUUUAGCACAGAAGUAAUUACAUACCUUUUUGCCCCUCUUUUUUCUCUCCUCUUAGCGAUGACCUUUUAUUGCUAUUGUAUUUGGGUUCUUAACAUUUUAACUUUCAACUUUUAACCCAACAUUAGUAGCUGAUAAUGAAUGGUUGUUUAUUAGAUAUGUGCAAAUUCGUGAUUUGUAUAAUUGAUUAUUUUGGAAUUCAAAUUUGGCCGUUGAUGACCCGAA
Messenger RNA from Cucurbita maxima (winter squash), 2330 nucleotides. Its product is annotated as metal transporter Nramp6-like. Lineage: Eukaryota; Viridiplantae; Streptophyta; Magnoliopsida; Cucurbitales; Cucurbitaceae. Gene Ontology annotation, molecular function: cadmium ion transmembrane transporter activity; manganese ion transmembrane transporter activity. Gene Ontology annotation, biological process: metal ion transport. The transcript has 14 exons. The record is from RefSeq and is a predicted model, not a curated record. Gene Ontology annotation, cellular component: membrane. The coding region runs from base 258 to 1895 and encodes 545 amino acids.